This is a messenger RNA of Rhineura floridana, 1829 nucleotides long. It is a transcript of the gene PVALEF, whose product is annotated as parvalbumin like EF-hand containing. The record is from RefSeq and is a predicted model, not a curated record. Gene Ontology annotation, cellular component: nucleus; cytoplasm. The coding region runs from base 204 to 608 and encodes 134 amino acids. Gene Ontology annotation, molecular function: calcium ion binding. NCBI's taxonomy places the organism in Eukaryota, Metazoa, Chordata, Lepidosauria, Squamata, Rhineuridae. The transcript is spliced from 6 exons.
CAAAAAGGAGCCUGCCAAGACCCAGUGUGAGGAAAUCUGUGGCAGAAAGCAGAGGCGAAGGUGCACUGAAGCCAGCAAAACUGCAAGUGCGUCUGUACCCUUAAGAAGGGAGGGCAAGGGCCUCGAAGUUCCUCAACAGUUAGCUAGCACCUGGACAGCACAGCAGACUGACCAAGCACACAGGUCACUAUGACGAGAGCAGUAUGGAGAACGAUUUUAAUUGCCAAAUGAAGAAGAUGGCCUUGGCCAUGGGUGCAUCCCUGACUGACAAGGAUCUUGACCUGCUGCCUUCAGACAUGAGGCAUCAUGCUUCAUUCAACUACACAAAGUUCUUUGAAUACAUGCAGAAGUUUCUGACGUCAGAGGAGCGGGAGAUUCACUUGCGAAAGGCCUUCCAAGUGCUUGACAAGGAUGGGAGUGGCUUCAUUGAGUGGAAUGAAAUCAAGUACAUCUUAUCCACAGUGCCCAGCAACAUGCCAAUGAUGCCAUUAUCAGAUGAAGAGGCUGAAGCCAUGAUCCAAGCAGCUGACACAGAUGGGGAUGGACGGAUUGAUUUUCAAGAGUUUUCUGAUAUGGUCACAAAGGAGAAGGUUCCAAAGAAGAAGUAGAUGAGUGGAAGAUGAGUUGUCUCCUGCUUUCCUAACUCAAGAGUGUCAUGUUGGGGGGAGGGGGGAGGUUCUUGGAGCUUGUCUGUCUGUGAUCAUGUUGCUCUUGUCGAAAGAUCUCUCCCUGUCGUCAUUAUUUUUUUGCAGCUUGCUGUCAGGUCACUAGGGAGGGGGGAGAAAUUCAAUUCAGUUCAGAUUUAAAGCUGAAUUUCUUAAAUUUGCAAUUUCUGAGACACGAUGACAACCAAAACACAGCUACCCUUCGAAAUUCACGCUUAUCUGAAUUUUGCAAUGAAGUUCUCCAACCAGUUUACUACAAAAAUGUAUAAAUUACGGGAGUGUGCGUAAAAUGAACAUAUUGGUGAAAAUAUCACAAAACAGUAUAAAAUAUUUGGAUGAAUUGGUUGCCAAAAAUGAGUACAUUAGUAAAAACUGCAUAUAAAAAUGUAUUUAUUAGGAGAAAUUAACACUACAAUGCUGAAGAAUUUUCAUGGACUUUUAAAAAAAAAUCCUCAAAUUGGUGCAGAAAUGCAGAGAACCAAAUUUAAAAUUAGAAAGUGAGAAACUGAGAGAAAUUGACAGAUCCUUCCAUGCCUUCAGGGCAACCGAGAGAGGUCACUGUAGAGUAUGGGGUUGGGAUAUCCCCACUGAGGACAGAAUGAAUCAGAAUGUGUUGCCUGGGCUCUCUUCUCAUUGGGGAGAAAGUCAGAUGGUCAUGAAAUGCCUCCCAGCCCUUGAAUAAUUUCCUUCCAGGCCCCCAGGCUACCUGCCCCGGAUCAAUUACGUCUCACUAGGCCCAGCAAUGGAAGACUUUAGUACAAUAGUAGCAGAGAGAGAGAGAGCAGCUCUCCAAAUCCCCAGGGCAAUUAUUGCUACAGAGCCCUUCCUGCUUCCCCUACUUUGUUGCGAGCCAUACCUCAGCCCUUGUUGAUCAAAUUUAACUGUAGCCUGGCUCCUCCUCCCUUUGCCUUGAACUGUCUGUUUUUAAUUGGGAAAUUUGUCUGGCUGCCUGACAGCCAAUGAGGAUGUGCUAUGGCCAACAUGAGAGUUAAGCGAAUGGGAUGCGACUCUGAAUGUUUUAUAAACCUCCCGCUGCCCAUCUCCUAAUACCAUAUUCUCAUUCUCUCUCAACCCCAUUGCUAGCCUACCAGUAAGGAAGAGCCCUAGUAGGGUUUUUUUUUUGUCAUCUCCUGUUUGAGACAAAUAAAGCCUUUCUUCUGUUUA